Messenger RNA from Colletotrichum destructivum, 1180 nucleotides. Its product is annotated as Putative metallo-beta-lactamase, ribonuclease Z/Hydroxyacylglutathione hydrolase. NCBI's taxonomy places the organism in Eukaryota, Fungi, Ascomycota, Sordariomycetes, Glomerellales, Glomerellaceae. The coding region runs from base 64 to 927 and encodes 287 amino acids. The record is from RefSeq and is a predicted model, not a curated record. The transcript is spliced from 3 exons.
CCUUGUGACUAGACGAUUGGGAAUCAUCCCUGACAACAUCUUGUAAGGUCGGCUCACAACGCAAUGGAUCUCCUGAUUUGCGGUACUUGCGGCGUGCAGUAUGACAGCCACGCCGUCAAAUCAUGCAAGAUAUGCGAUGAUCCUCGCCAAUACGUCGCCGAAGAUGGCCAAUGGUUCACCACCCUCCGCGAGCUCCAAGACUCCAAAAAGUACAAAAACGUCUUCACAAAGGACAAGUACAACUCGGGCGUCGUCGCCGUCCGCACCGAGCCCCCCGUCGCCAUCAGCCAGCGCGCGUUCCUCCUCCGUUCACCCGUCGGCAACCUCCUCUGGGACUGCAUCACGUACAUCGACGACGACACUGUGCGGCGCGUCAACGAGCUCGGCGGCAUCGCCGCCAUCGUCAUCUCGCACCCGCAUUACUUCUCGACCGCGCUGCACUGGGCCGAGGCCUUUGGGUGCAAGGUGUACGUCUCGGCCGAGGACGGCGAGUGGCUCACGCGCCGCGGCGAGGCCCACGUGCUGUGGGAGGGUCGGGAGAUGGAGUUCCUUGACGGACAGUUCCUGGCCGUCAAGGUCGCAGGGCAUUACCCCGGGAGCUCGGUGCUGUUGUGGAGGAGCGAGAGGAAGCUCUUCGUGGCGGACUCGGUCAUGGUCGUGCCCAGCGGCGUGUACCACGUCGACCGGCCGCCGGGGACCGCAAGCUUUGCGUUCAUGUGGUCGUAUCCGAACAUGAUUCCGCUGUCACCUGAAGACGUUUACGACAUCUGGAAGGCUGUUUCCAAGCUUGAUUUCGAGGAUGCGCACAGUGCCUUUCCCGGACGAGAUGCCAGGGGCGAUGCGAAGCGACGGCUUUUGGACAGCGCCCAGAUCUUUGUCAAGUCUGUUGGAUACAUCGACCAUCCCAUUCAUGGCGAGAGUAUUUAGAGGUUUAACUCGUCCAAUGGAAGCAACAUGGCCUUUGACAUCCAGUGUUAGACUGCCAUCAACCAGACGGCUUGUGGCGCUACUGCAAGAUCGCGGAGGGAUGCAUCUUAGAUCACUUGCUAUUUUCUCAGGAUCCGAGACAGUUUCAACAUAGCCUUCUUACUCUUUAUUUUUCAGUCGAAACCAAAAGCUUUACGUUCCUACUCUCGCCAGCGAAAUUUUGAUCCGCUUCGAACAUCAGAGAAGUAACGAA